This is a messenger RNA of Penicillium waksmanii, 1554 nucleotides long. RefSeq names its product carotenoid oxygenase family protein. Gene Ontology annotation, molecular function: carotenoid dioxygenase activity. The transcript is spliced from 4 exons. NCBI's taxonomy places the organism in Eukaryota, Fungi, Ascomycota, Eurotiomycetes, Eurotiales, Aspergillaceae. Gene Ontology annotation, biological process: carotene catabolic process. The record is from RefSeq and is a predicted model, not a curated record. The coding region runs from base 1 to 1554 and encodes 517 amino acids.
AUGGCUGGCCAUUUUCGCCAGAAUUAUGUUUCAAACAGCUACCCCGACUUACCUCAAUUCAGUGGAUUUAUGAAGCCAUGUCGGUUCGAAGGAGAAGUCCAGAACGUUGAAGUUCAUGGUUCUAUUCCUCCAGAAAUUAAUGGAACAUUUUAUCGAGUCAUGCCCGACCCCAAAUUCCCUCCAUUUAUUGAGAACGAUGCGUGGUUUAACGGCGAUGGCUGUGUCAGCGCAUUCCGAUUCCACGAUGGACGGGUUGACUUCCAGCAGCGAUUUGUUCGAACGGAAAAGUUCGAAAGGGAACGUGAAGCGAAUAGGGCUCUAGUUGGCAAGUCGCCCUGCAAAUACAGAAACAAAUACACCGAUAUUGUCAGUUUUAAAACCCGUACCACCGCCAAUACCAAUAUCAUCCAUUUCAAUGGCAACCUUUUAGCAUGUAAAGAGGAUGGAUUGCCAUAUGCCAUGGAUCCUGACACACUGGAGACGCUUGGACUUUGGGAUUUCGAGGGCCAACUGGAGAGUGCCACAUUUACUGCGCAUCCUAAAUUCGACCCGGAAACAGGUGAAAUGGUUUGUUUCGGAUAUGAAGCUAAAGGAGACGGCACGCCUGACGUGAACUACUACACCUUUGACAAAAACGGCAAGAUGCGAGAAAAUGUCUGGUUGGUGGCUCCAGUGGUGGCGAUGAUCCAUGAUUUUGCCGUGACUGAAAAUCAUGUAUGUGUUUGGUAUGCUAUCUCUUCAGAAACUUACAAGUCGACGCAGGUUAUAUUCCCACUGAUCCCGCACACUUGCUCACUAGAGCGUAUGAAAGCCGGGGGCGAGCACUGGCAAUGGGAUCCUACGAUCCCCUGCUACUUUGGAGUUCUUCCACGUCAUGGCCCGAAGUCAGAAGAUGUCAAGUGGUUCCGGUCACGAAAUGCCUUUCCGGGUCAUGUCGCGAAUGCCUAUGAGACCGAGGAUGGUCAAAUCACUAUCGAUCUCCCAAUGAGCGAACAAAAUGUAUUCUUUUGGUGGCCAGACAAAGACGGCAAUGCCCCCGCUCCAACUGAUUUAUGCAGUCAAUUGAGUCGAUUCGUAUUCGACCCGCGCACUGAUGAUAUGGACCUGCCGGAACCUUUAAUACUUGCAAAGGCAGAUGUCGAAUUCCCCCGAAUUGAUGAUCGCUAUUCCAUGACGAAACAUAGAUAUUGUUUCAUGAAUGUUAUGGAUCACAAUAUGGAGACGAACUUUGCGGCCAUUGGACCCGUCAUGGGCGGGGGCUAUCCGCUUUAUAAUGCGUUGGGACAACUCGACCUCAGCACUGGCGAGAUGAAGAAGUACUUUGUUGGCGGCCAGUCUAUGGUUCAAGAGCCAGUGUUCAUUCCCCGAUCGAAAGCGGCAAACGAAGGCGAUGGUUACGUCAUGGCCUUGGUUAAUCGAUACGAGACGAUGUCUAGCGAUCUGGUCAUUUUAGAUGCUAGAAGAUGGGAGCUCGUUGCAGAGGUGAAAUUGCCAUUGCGGCUGCGGGCGGGCUUGCAUGGAAAUUGGGUAGACGCAAGUGACUUGGCUCGAUAG